UUUUUUUUUUUAUUUUUAAUUUUCAUUUACUAUGUCAAAAGCAUCUUUUCUUAGAGAGUACAAAAUUGUUAUCGUUGGCGGAGGUGGUGUUGGCAAAUCUGCUUUAACUAUCCAGUUUAUUCAGUCACAUUUUGUUGACGAAUAUGAUCCAACUAUUGAGGAUUCUUAUCGUAAACAGUGUGUCAUUGAUGAUGAAACAGCUUUACUAGAUGUAUUAGAUACUGCAGGUCAAGAGGAAUACAGUGCUAUGAGAGAGCAAUACAUGAGAAAUGGUGAAGGCUUUAUAUUGGCUUAUUCAAUUACUUCUCGCUUAUCAUUUGAAGAGGUAAAUACAUUCUAUCAACAAAUUCGACGUGUAAAAGAUCGCGACUUUUUCCCAAUGGUAUUAGUUGGCAAUAAAUGUGAUUUAGAAAGUGAUCGACAAGUAUCAAGUCAAGAAGGAAGAGAUUUAGCUAAAAGUUUUGGAUGUCCCUUUAAUGAGACAUCUGCUAAACAACGUAUUAAAGUAGAUGAUACAUUUUAUGAAGUUGUAAGAGAAAUUCGUCGUACAAAUAAGGAACAAGAAAAUAGAUCAAAAGGAGUACGAAGAGAAACGUUUGAAAUGACAGAUAGUCAUGAAAAUGAAGGCUGUUGUGGAUGUAUUUUAAUGUAGUAGAAGAGAUGAGUCUCUUUAUUUCAAAUCCCCUAAUCUAGCUUCCUAAUGAAUUGAAUACACACUUACUUAUACCUAAUUUAUAAUCUAUAUAUAUUUAUAUUUAUAUAAACCCGUUAAAAAAG
This is a messenger RNA of Cokeromyces recurvatus, 777 nucleotides long. RefSeq names its product ras-like protein 3. Gene Ontology annotation, biological process: signal transduction. Lineage: Eukaryota; Fungi; Mucoromycota; Mucoromycetes; Mucorales; Mucoraceae. The transcript has 5 exons. The record is from RefSeq and is a predicted model, not a curated record. Gene Ontology annotation, molecular function: GTPase activity; GDP binding; GTP binding. Gene Ontology annotation, cellular component: plasma membrane. The coding region runs from base 32 to 652 and encodes 206 amino acids.